UUAAACUUUGUUAAAUGAAAGUUUGGGGAAAAAGGGGAGUUUUUGAGAGCAGACUGAUUCCACUUCCACCAAAAAAACCGUGUGAAUCAGUUUAGUUUGCUGCAAAGUUCUUCAGAUUUUUCCUCUUCUCCCCAUAAACUCUCUUCUUUGAGUUUGACCAUCGUCUCUCUCUCUUUCUCUCUCUCUUUCUACACAUUUCUAGGUUUCAGUUUUCCCCCACUUCCCCUUCUUCUAAAUUCCUUCCUUUCUUCUUCCCUUUGAUUUUGUCUACACUUCAUGGCCAAUUUCACUUCUUCUUCUUCUCCUUCUCCUUCUUCUGUCUCUUUGAAUCCCAAUGCUGUUUCAGCUUCUGCUGCUGCUGCUGCUUCUGAUGAUGAUUUUGAUGAUGCUUGCUGUAUUUGUCUCGACCCAUUUACCUCCGAUGAUCCUGCCACUAUUACCAGUUGCAAGCAUGAAUAUCAUCUCCAAUGUAUUCUUGAUUGGUCUCAAAGAAGCGAUGAGUGCCCAAUCUGUUGCCAGUUGUUAGCGUUGAAGGACCCUGUUGGUCAGGAGCUUCUGGCAGCUAUGGCUAGUGAAAGGCUUUUGAAGUCGAGAAGCUUGUCUUCUGCUGCAUCUACUUCUUUGCGUUUCCACGAAAACUUUGAUUUUGAUCACGACUCUGUGCACUCGGAUGACUCCGACUUUGAUGACCUGAUUAUGCAGCAUCUUGCUGCUGCAGCUAGCAGAGCUCGGUAUGUUCAUAGAAGGGAGAGGCAAAGACAUUUUGGAGUUGGGCCUUCACAAGUUGCCUCUGCGUGUCCAGAGGUUCCAAUGUCUCCACGAUUUCAAGAUGCAACUCUAACUUCACCUAAUAGUGAUUCACCAUCUCCUGGUUCUCCAAUGCCAUCGGUUGGCCAAACUGGAAUUAAUAAAAUCUCCCCUAGUGUAAUUUUACUGCCCGAUACACCGUCAGGUAGUCAACAGAAAACAAACCAAUCCGAGGGGCUCUCUUUCCAAGAUUCCAUCAAAUCCAAAUGGUCUGCCACUUCUGCAAAGUACAAGGAGUCAAUCUUGCGAAGCACUCAAGGUAUUAAGGAGAAACUGCUUGCCCGUAACAGCUCCGUCAAGGAGCUAAGCAAGGGAGUAAAGCGUGAAGUCAGUGCUGGGAUUGCUGGCGUUGCUCGAAUGAUCGAUCGCCUAGAUUUGACUUCGAAAAGGAAUACUGGUUCCGUUUCCUUCUUCAGCUGUGGGGGUACAUCAAACUCCUUGAAAGGAAAGAACGUAGUGCAAGAGAGUGCUGGCACUGAUGGUUCAGUUAAAAUUAAUAGAAUAUGUACUGGUUCACCUUCACAAGUUUCCCCAACCGUUCCAGGCUCCGUCGAAGUUUCUUUAGCUCAGAGAGGAGAUUGAAGUUUGGAUGUUAGGAUUGGACUCAUCUAGUUGAACAUCUUAUCAACUCAACUCAGCAGAAUGCACACUGCGGCAAGCGACGUGUUACAACUUAGCCAACAUCCUUGUUGGUUUGCGUCCUGCAUUUUCUUCUUUCUAUAAAUCUACUAAUCAAAAAGAUGUAAUUCGAUACAUAUAUAAAUAUAUUUUAUUUAAUGAUGAUCUGCUUCCAUGAUA
Cucumis melo (muskmelon) is the source of this 1605-nucleotide messenger RNA. RefSeq names its product E3 ubiquitin-protein ligase RHF1A. NCBI's taxonomy places the organism in Eukaryota, Viridiplantae, Streptophyta, Magnoliopsida, Cucurbitales, Cucurbitaceae. Gene Ontology annotation, molecular function: ubiquitin-protein transferase activity. The transcript has 8 exons. The coding region runs from base 277 to 1389 and encodes 370 amino acids. The record is from RefSeq and is a predicted model, not a curated record.